AAACCUGGCCAUUGUUUCAAGAGCCGCGCAGUGAGAUAAAAAAAACCCGGCGACCCCAUUGCCUUGUAAAGUGCAACGUACCGUAUCCACAAACACCGGCGGGUCAGCAUCCAAACCUGCCUCUGCGAAGUGCAAGAGGGGUAUUCGCAUUCCACGCGCAGGUGAAGUGCCCUCCUCUCUCUCUAUCUUGCCUUUUACCCCACCCACUUGGCAGCAGCAGCAGCCGCCGCCGCGCCCUCAUAUCAACAGCGGUUCGUUUCGCGUCCAAUGUAUUGGCGGUUUCUAAAAUAAGUGAGUUGGGUUAGCCUGCUUCUCCGAUGCCAAUUUUGGUGUCUUGUAGAGCACACCUUCACCCCCACCACCACUCCCCGCAGACACCCACCCACCAACUUCCCCCCGGCCACCGCCCCCGCCACGGGCGAGACAAAGAGGCUGAGGCUGAAGCUGCUGCUGACGCGCUGAUUGAUGCCGCCUCGGCUCGUAUUUAUACGGCACCCACGGGCCAGUUGUCGCCUGCAGAGAUCGCACGCUGGUUGUCUCUCCGGCAAGCCUCCGUCCUGCUUCUUACCCCGUUCUACGCUUACAAGACGUUUAAAGUUAUCUUCCCUCGACGUUCGCGAGGCGUCAUCCGAUUUGUUGCAAACCCCCCCCCUCCUCCUCCUCCUCCACCGUCUUUUCUACGGGACGUCGCUCAUCUCGCCUCGAACUCAAAACAGCUUCGUCAUGAACGGGCUCGCCAACCGCGAGCUGGUGCUCAACUCGGUGCUGGUGACGGGUGCGAACCGCGGCCUGGGACUCGGCAUCGUUCAUCGCCUCCUCCAGCAGCAGCAGCAGGCGUCUCCACGCUUCAUCUUCGCCACCUGCCGAUGCACCGAUGAGCAGAGCGCGAAGGAAUUGCGGAAUUUGGCGGAACACCACGCAAGCCUGCUGGUGGUGGAAAUGGACAUCACAGACCGCGCGAGUGUGGAGCGGGCGGUGAGGGUGGUGGAUGAGGCUGUCGGGGAAGAAGGCCUCAACCUUCUGGUGAACAACGCCGGGACUCUACAAACGGGCUCCCUCGGUUCACUGUCGGCCGACUCCAUGCUGCAGUGCUAUCAUACCAACGCUGUGGCGCCUGCCAUCCUUACGGAGGCUUUCCUGCCACUGCUCAACCGGGCAGCAGAUUUCAAUGUGAAGCUGCCAAUGGGCUGCCAAAAGGCAGCAGUGGUGAACGUGAGCUCUGAGGCUGGGUCUAUCUCAAGUGUGCCUGGCAACUUUCACAUCUCCAAGGUCUACCCUUACCGUGCCAGCAAGGCCGCCCUGAACAUGCUGAUCAGGUGCCUUGCCGAGGAGCUCAAGGAACAGGGAAUCCUGUGCGUGGCCUUACACCCAGGUUGGGUCAGGACCAGAAUGGGUGGAUCGCGAGCACAGAUCGGCAUUGAAGAGAGCAUCACCGGAAUUCUAGGAGUCAUGGCUUGCCUCACGGAGAAAGAUAAUGGUUCGUUCCUUGACUGGCGGGGUCAGACUGUACCAUGGUGACCCAGCCAGGAACAUUAUCCCAUACCUGUCAACCCCUUAUCAGUGCCUACCUUCUUCUGGGUUCUUUCGGUAAAGUCACGUAGAA
Molecule: messenger RNA, 1603 nt
Organism: Petromyzon marinus (sea lamprey)
Lineage: Eukaryota; Metazoa; Chordata; Hyperoartia; Petromyzontiformes; Petromyzontidae
Cellular component (GO): cytoplasm
Molecular function (GO): oxidoreductase activity
Source: RefSeq, a predicted model, not a curated record